Messenger RNA from Macrosteles quadrilineatus (aster leafhopper), 777 nucleotides. RefSeq names its product UV excision repair protein RAD23 homolog B-like. NCBI's taxonomy places the organism in Eukaryota, Metazoa, Arthropoda, Insecta, Hemiptera, Cicadellidae. The transcript has 3 exons. Bases 1 to 777 code for a protein of 258 amino acids. The record is from RefSeq and is a predicted model, not a curated record.
AUGGCGAAGAAGGACCAGAAGAGCGGACCUCAUGAUGAAUCGGGGAAAAGGCCCCCGCGCAAAAACAAUGACCCACCGCCAACUGCUACCGCUCCCGCCGUCACAACCGCUCCCGCCGUCACAACCGCUCCCGCCGUCACAACCGCUCCCGCCGUCACAACCGCUCCCGCUGUUACUACCGCUCCCACCGUUACCACUACAACUGCCGUCACCACUUCAACGUAUGUCGCUACAGCAACCACCGCUGCUACUGCUGUUACCACCCGUGGGUCUACGGAAUCGUCCGUGCCGCGCACACCGUUUGACGAUCCGCGCGUCGGGUGGAUUUAUAGACUGAGCAAAGAGGAGCUGCAGAACGAGAUGAGUAAAUACGGCCUUUCUACGGCAGCUGCAGUGAGUAGGCUGUCAAAUGACCAGAGCAAGCGACUGGAGACGUGUCUAGCCAACGAUUUCGCGCUCCUCAAGAAGGUCACGUCCGACCUGGUAGGUGAGGAGGAAGAAGAGCCACCCCAUCGACCCGCGGUUGCAACGGCCGCGCUGGUGGAGGUAUCCCCAGCCAACCGUCGCAAUGCUCCCACCGAUACGCCUCACACACCGCUCUCCACCGCAUCGUCUAGCCGGCCAGUGCCACAGGAGGUGCGCGACCUCCUGUCCAAUUUGCCGUUGGAAGACACGAGGCGGCGAAGGAAAAAUCAGAGGAUGAAGGUGUUCAGGGGAGAUGGAACGUUUUUCCGAGUCCGGACGAAGAAACUGCGUACGAUGAAGGACAUAUAUUGA